GGUUUUGCUUUUGUCUAUGAAGCUCAAGAUCUUGGAAGUGGCAAAGAUUAUGCUUUAAAGCGAUUGUUGUCUAAUGAAGAAGAAAAGAACAAAGCCAUCAUUCAGGAAGUUUGUUUUAUGAAAAAACUUUCAGGUCAUCCCAACAUUGUCCAGUUCUGCUCUGCUGCAUCUAUAGGAAAAGAAGAAUCAGACACGGGACAGGGAGAGUUUCUUCUGCUUACAGAGCUGUGUAAAGGACAGCUGGUGGAAUUCUUAAAGAAAGUAGAAUCCAAGGGACCUAUCUCCUGUGACACAGUUUUGAAGAUCUUUUAUCAGACCUGCAGAGCAGUCCAGCAUAUGCAUAAACAGAAACCUCCUAUUAUCCAUAGAGACUUAAAGGUGGAGAACUUGCUCAUUAGUAACCAAGGGACAAUUAAACUUUGUGACUUUGGCAGUGCAACAACUAUAGCUUACUGUCCUGACUACAACUGGUCUGCACAAAAGAGAGCAUUGGUUGAAGAAGAGAUCACAAGGAAUACAACGCCAAUGUACAGGACACCAGAGAUGAUAGACUUGUAUUCAAAUUUUCCAAUUGGUGAAAAACAGGAUAUUUGGGCUCUGGGCUGUAUCCUGUAUUUGCUGUGCUUUAGGCAACAUCCAUUUGAAGAUGGAGCAAAACUUCGCAUAGUCAAUGGGAAAUAUGUCAUCCCACAAAAUGACAACCGCUAUUCUGUGUUUUAUGAUCUAAUUCGCUCCACUUUGAAGGUGAACCCAGAGGAGAGAUUGUCAAUCACUGAACUUGUGAAUCAACUGCAGGAGGUUGCAGCAGCUAGGAAUGUGAAUCCUAAAUCUCCCAUCACAGAGCUCCUAGAACAAAAUGGAGGCUACGGAAACAGUGCUCAGCCUCGGACAUCUGUGACCUCUGUUUCACAGAGCUCUAAGCCUGCAGGACAGCUCAACAAUAUGUACAAUGCAGGCCUGACCAUUGCGGAAUGUGACCAGACUUAUGGAGGGUUCUUUGAUAUUCUGAGGGGUGGAACAGAGCGAUUUUUCACUAAUAUUAAGGAUACAUCUUCUAAAGUUAUCCAGUCUGUGGCCAAUUAUGCAAAAGGAGACUUGGAUAUAUCAUACAUCACUUCCAGAAUUGCUGUGAUGUCCUUUCCAGCUGAAGGGGUAGAAUCUGCCAUUAAAAAUAACAUAGAAGAUGUGCGGCUAUGUCUUGAUUCUAAACAUCCAGGCCACUAUGCCGUGUAUAAUCUCUCUCCAAGAACAUACAGGCCUUCAAGAUUCCAUAAUAGGGUUUCUGAAUGUGGCUGGCCAGCAAGAAGAGCACCAAAUCUCCAGAAUCUUUAUAGCAUAUGCAAGAACAUGCAUUUAUGGCUGAAACAAGACCAGAAAAAUGUUUGCAUUGUGCACUGCCUUGAUGGAAGAGCAGCAUCUGCAGUUGUAGUUUGUUCUUUUCUGUGCUUCUGUCGUCUCUUCACUACUGCUGAAGCUGCAGUUUAUAUGUUCAGUAUGAAACGCUGUCCUCCUGGCAUUUGGCCUUCUCAUAAAAGAUACAUUGAAUACAUGUGUGACAUGAUGGCUGAAGAACCCAUUAUUCCUCACAGCAAGCCUAUCCUUAUCAGAUCAAUCAUUAUGACUCCAGUUCCUCUUUUCAGUAAGCAGCGUAAUGGCUGCAGGCCUUUUUGUGAGGUUUAUGUGGGAGAUGACAGAGUAACGACUACCUCCCAGGAAUAUGACAAAAUGAAGGAGUUUAAAAUCGAAGAUGGGAAAGCAGUAAUUCCACUAGGUAUAACAGUUCAGGGAGAUGUUCUCAUUGUGAUCUACCAUGCCAGGUCAACACUAGGAGGCCGGCUACAAGCCAAGAUGGCUUCAAUGAAGAUGUUUCAGAUUCAGUUCCACACAGGUUUUGUGCCCCGAAAUGCCACCACAGUGAAAUUUGCCAAGUAUGAUCUGGAUGCCUGUGAUAUACAAGAAAAAUAUCCUGAUUUAUUUCAAGUCAAUCUGGAAGUAGAGGUGGAACCCAGAGAUAGACCUAGCUGUGAACAGCCACCAUGGGAUAACAUGAAUAUAAAGGGACUGAAUCCCAAGAUUCUUUUCUCCACCCGAGAGGAACAGCAAGAGAUUUUAUCAAAAUUUGGGAAACCGGAGCUGCCUAGACAGCCAGGUUCAACUGCACAGUAUGAAGCAGAAACAUCUCAGCUGGAGCAGUCUUCAGAAAGUGCACCUACCGAUACAGAAUCCCCACAUAGCAGUAGCACUGAUGCAAAUAACUUCUUCCAUUCUCUGGACUGGAAAGAAGGAAAAUGUCCAGAAAGUGGAAUAGAGGACAGUUCAUCUAAAAAUGAUCAUGUUCAUCUAUCGGAUGACAGGGAAGAGAGUGAUCCUUCAGAUGAGGAAUUCCCUACAUUUUUAGGUGAAGAAAGUGCAGUAAUUGUUGAUGAAAAAGACUCUAUAGCACCAGAAGGAGACUUGCUUUUUGAAGCCAAUUUUGAACCUCAAUCUACACUGUUAGAAAAAUCUCUUCCUGAAGAGAAUGUAGACUUACUGGGACUAGACUUUGAUAUUUCACCAGAACAGAAACAACCUAUCUCAGGAAUAAACUCUUCCUCAAGUAAUGCGGACUUACUAAACAAUCUGUUUGUUGGUAAUGUAUCAGAGAUUUCAGAAGAGCCCACAGGAGAUCUCCUUGGACAAGGAACAGAUUUCUUUUUCAGCAGUCAGUGUCCAGCUGCUACUCAGGGUAUGUCUUCAGCAGCAGCCAUGUCUUCAGCUGAUCCUUUUGACCCAUUCACAAUGUCAUCAAGUUCAGAAAAUCAAGCCAUGUCUGGUCUAGACCUCUUUGGGGACUUUCUUAAUCCAAGCUCAACAUCUACCGCUACUGCAGUUCAUUCCACACACAGUUCACUUCCACCUUCUUCUAGCUCAGAUUUCUUAAAUAUAGGGAAUCUGACACCAGAGCCACCUAAAAUAUCUUCAUCUACAAGCCACCCAGAUCUGUUAUGUGCUUGGGAUUCUUGGGCAAAUUCCUCAGGAACCAGCAGUGUAGUGUCACCACAGUUGAAGCCUCUUUUUGAAGGUCAAGCUUUUACCACAGGGAGCCAGUCCAGUGUGUCUUCAGGUCUGCCUUUCAGCCAGGCAAUAUCUCAGAACUUAGAUCCUUUUGCUGAUCUUGCCAAUCUUGGAUCUAGUCUUCCGGGUUCCUCCAGUGGUGGGCUCUCGAGUAGUGGCUUUGGUCAGAAGACUGCUCCAUCUCAGAAGCUGGGAAAUCAGUGGCAGAAAUCCACAAAACCACCAAGUCCUUCAUGGCAGUCCCAGACUAAAUCCAGCACAGCAGCUAAACCAAAUUACAUAGUAAACUUCAGUGUUAUUGGAGGGCGAGAAGAAAGAGGAGUCAGAACACCAAGUUUCAGUCAAAAGCCAAAAGUUUCAGAAAAUGACUUUGAGGAUCUCUUAUCUAAUCAAGGGUUUUCAGCUAAAUCUGAUAAAAAGGGACCAAAGACCAUUGCUGAGAUGAGAAAACAAGAAAUGUCUAAAGAUAUGGACCCCUUUAAACUCAAGAUUCUUGAAUGGAUUGAAGGAAAAGAGAGAAAUAUCAGAGCGUUAAUAUCCACUCUUCAUACAGUGCUUUGGGAAGGGGAAAAUAAGUGGAAACCGGUCAGUAUGGCAGAUCUAGUAUCUCCUGAACAAGUAAAGAAGUACUACAGGAAAGCAGUGCUUGUAGUUCAUCCAGAUAAGGCCACAGGACAACCUUAUGAGCAGUACGCCAAAAUGAUCUUCAUGGAAUUGAAUGAUGCAUGGUCAGAGUUUGAAAACCAGGGAUCGAAGUCCCUUUUCUAAAACUUUGUAUUUUACAGAACUACUUCUAAGAACUAGAGCUGAGCAUUGUUGUGACUUUAUUGCACCUAUGAUUUAUGAAGCACUUUUCCAUGAUUUCAGCAUAGUUUCUAAUUGUGCACUUAAAUGUGGUCAUGUAUUUUGUAAGAUGUAGAAUACACAGCAUUGGGUGCAUUAAGAAAACAGCUGCUUAGUACUUGAAGAAAUCAGUCUUGGAAGUAAACACUUCCUCUCAGUUUUACAUAUGGUAAAAUAGAAUUUUAAUGAAGCUCCAUGAUUUCUGGUAUACUGGUAUUAAUUAUGAAUCAUUCCAGUUUCACUGCUCUUUGCUUUACCUCUACCUUCCCAAAUUUCUGUUACUUUCAGUAGUUUCGUGAUUCAGUUUUGAUGUUUGAUGCCUUUUGCCUUAUUCAGAGUGCUUCAGUUAUCAGCAGUGACUUUGCUUUGCUUAUCUCAAACCUGAAAGUGUAUAUUUUCAGCUAUAUUUUAUGUAAUCAAUCUGAUAAUCAUUAUGUAAAUAAUGUUUUCUGAUAAUACCUGUGUUCCUUACAAUAAAGUAACAGUUGUUCAGCCAAAAAGACCCCAAAUGUGGGAAAGUCAGCCAGGGUUGUUCUUGAUUUUUAAUUUUUUUAAGAUAUGAAUCUAGAAACAAAUCUUGACUUUAAGGUCUGUGUGUUCAUGCUGUUUGUUAUUUAUUAUGAACCUUUGGAAGGCAGUAUGACCAGUACUUAUUUUCCUAGUUUUUUAAAUAGUCUUUUGCUUCGGAUUUCAGUGGAGCAUUCCUUCCACUGGAUUUCAGAUACUCUGAUAGAAAUAAUAUUAUUCUGAAACUUGAAGUGCAAGCACAAAAUAUUUUUUUCUGCUUUGAUUUGUCUUGAGUAAAUACUGCAUUACACAUUAUCAUGUGGAGAGCACUUAAAGUGCUUUAACAAAUCUUGCUGCAUGUCUGAAUUUCUGUAUUAUUGAGAUGUGCAUGACAUCAGUGUAUGUGAAAACAUGGGAUAUAUUGGUAGACCAGUGGAUUUCUGCUCACUUGCCUUCCAUGCACUGGCUAGUGCCAGAUGAGUAGAGAGACAUCUUGAUAACAAAACUUGUCAUAUUUUCUUAUCUCUACGCAGAACGCAGUUUUUCACUAGUGCUGGAGUGAAUGAAUGCAAAUGACCAAUGACUGUUAUGCAGUGUGUAGUAACAAAAUGUAAUUUUCAUAGUAAGUUUGAAAAUGUUAGAAGUUGGUGUUGUGGUAUUAAAACUUUGGCAACAGUAUCUUAAAUAGAACAGUUGGGCAUUCAAGGGGAUAUUUUGAUGAUCUAGUUUUAUACAUUUUUCGUGCUUUGCUGAGGGAAGCUGUACCAUUAUCAGAGGUAACUCUUCAGCUGACGAACAUCUAAACAGAAAACAUGAUUCUAAAGCCAACUGAACAGUGUGUUGGAUGAGAUUUUCCACUGCCACCCAGCCUGAGAGCUGGUGUAGAGACUUGUGAACACAGCAAUUCAUAGUCUUUAAGCUUAGAUCCAACACAGUUACUUACUAACAUCUGAUAAAAGGGUUUGUGUCUAUUCAUAUACAUAUUCAGCUACUGUGAUUUUUUUUUUUUUUUAAGAUGGAAGUCAGGAUCAGUUAUGAAUCAGGAAGGUUUUAUAUUAUUCAUAGCUGCAGUUGUAUUUCAGUUUCUGUUUUGAUGCAUUCUUAAAUCUCAGUAGAUUUCUUCAUAAAAAUCAGGUAACGAUGUCUGAUUUAGAGGAAGAGCUAAUUUUUUUCCUUGGGACUCUUCAUUAAUUCUCUGUAUGUGUGGUCCACAUCCAUGGAAAUUGAAGGCUUCUGCAGGUAGGAUAGGUUGGUUGGAGAUGUGUAUAGCUUUUUACAGUUCUAGGGCAAAUAAUAUCUAGUAAUAGGUUUAAAAAGACUCCUAUAUACAGCUGAGGGAUAAAGCAUUUCUGAGGGAGCUCCUUUUAAUAAGGAAGGACUACUUAAAAAACCCAUGUUCCUCUCAGCACAUACGGGCAACUUAAUUUUUAGGGACACAUUUUUAAUUGCUCAUUUCUUAAAAAAUGUAUAAAAAAUUGAAAAUGGGGAGGAAAGUAUCUUAUUCUGCCUUGUAUGUUACAUAGCAUUUUUUGGAUCAUGUCUACAUUUCUCUGUUUAUUUCUCUAGUUUGCAUAACUUUAACAGUGGAGAAAAACCUUGGGUGUGAUUUUAAGUGAGAAGGGAAACAUGAGUGUAAGUUUUUCAUCUGGAACUGAAGAUCUUUUGACAUUGAUUCUCACUUUUUAAAAUAAUGGAAAAUCCUGAAGUUUGGCUGUGGAUUCUUCCAAGAGCUACUUGAUAAUUACUGAAAUUUCAGUCAGGUUGACAGGAUCCCUCACCUUACUUAGUCAGCUCUGGUCCUCAGUGGGGUAUCUGACUGAUUGCUAUGUCCUGCUCCUUUCAACGUAGUUGAAUUUUGGUGUUAAUCUGGGAGAUGCUCAGUUUGGUAUCUCAAAUCUUGACAGUGAAACUUUCUGGGUGGGAUUUUCUUGUGUAAAUGUUACGAGUUAGCUGUGUUGCCCUCAAUGUGAAAA
Athene cunicularia (burrowing owl) is the source of this 6377-nucleotide messenger RNA. It is a transcript of the gene GAK, whose product is annotated as cyclin G associated kinase. NCBI's taxonomy places the organism in Eukaryota, Metazoa, Chordata, Aves, Strigiformes, Strigidae. Gene Ontology annotation, biological process: protein phosphorylation; regulation of clathrin-dependent endocytosis; positive regulation of Notch signaling pathway. Gene Ontology annotation, cellular component: cytoplasm. The record is from RefSeq and is a predicted model, not a curated record. The coding region runs from base 118 to 3822 and encodes 1234 amino acids. Gene Ontology annotation, molecular function: protein serine/threonine kinase activity; ATP binding; AP-2 adaptor complex binding. The transcript is spliced from 27 exons.